CCCGAUUUGCUUUCCAUAAAUCCGCUGUCACAUACGUCGAUGUGCUCAAUGGUUUCUCAUAUAUCUUCCGAUAGAGUUUAAGUCCCAUUACGUGGUGCCUGCAAAAGCCUCGUUUUUAUAAUCGCCCACAUUUUGGCACUCAACAUGGUAAAAAUUGCCAUUGCAGGGGCUUCUGGACAGCUGGCCCGUGAGGUCUUGGAUGGACUCGUUGAGACUGGUAAACACGAGAUAGUUGGUCUAGUCCGGAAGGAUCCCACGUCACUUCCAACACUUUCUGGGGUUCAGUGGGCGCAGACAAACUAUGAAGAUAGGUCAGUGUUGGCUCGUCUUCUCAGCGGCGUUCACACCGUCCUGUGUUUCUUCAUAGCCCACAAAGACCCAGAAGGAGCCACCCAGAAGCGUUUGAUCGAUGCUGCCCUUGACGCAGGCGUUAAGCGAUACGCUGCCAGCGAGUGGUCUAUCGGCAUAAAGCUCGAAGAAAUCAGAGAUACCGUGCCAUGGUACGCCAGUAAACUCGGUGUCCGCACGUAUCUGCAAGAACUAAACCGGGAAGAGAAGGUCCUGGAGUACACUUUGUUCCACCCCGGACUGUUCAUGAACUACCUUGGGUAUCCUCAUCAGACAACCAAACACCUCACCCUCUUUCCAGUCAUUUUCGACCUCAAGGAUAUGCGCGCCAUCGCAGAUCAAAACCACCUACAGAGUAAAGUGACAUACACGGCUGUUCAAGACAUCGUGGCGGUCGUUGCUCGUGCGGUGGAGUACGAAGGCGAAUGGCCUACAGUGGGGGGUAUCGCAGGAAAUGAAGUUACAGUCGCAGAGCUCAUAGAGCUGGGAGAGAAAGUACGAGGGGAGUCAUGGACUAUCGAAUGGGUUGAGGCGGACGACCUUCAGGCAGGCGUCCUGAAAACAAGCUGGUUGCCACCUUUGCCUGACCAAACCAUGGCUGAUUUUCCAAAGGGCCAGCAUGAGGCGUUCAAGAGGGACAUUGUGAUAGGCACAUUGAUCGCGACCGCCCGAGGGGCAUGGGCGGCGACAAAUGAGUGGAAUCAGCUACUGCCUGACUAUAAGUUCAUAGGUCUGGAAGCAUUCCUUCAGGAAGUCUGGUCGCGUGAAUAA
Fusarium redolens is the source of this 1119-nucleotide messenger RNA. RefSeq lists its product as uncharacterized. The transcript is spliced from 6 exons. NCBI's taxonomy places the organism in Eukaryota, Fungi, Ascomycota, Sordariomycetes, Hypocreales, Nectriaceae. The record is from RefSeq and is a predicted model, not a curated record. Bases 145 to 1119 code for a protein of 324 amino acids.